UGCCGUGAUUUUUUUGUCAGACAAAUAUUGAAAAAAAUGGUUAGAUCUCCAUGUUGUGAUGAUGGCAGUUUGAAGAAGGGGCCUUGGACACCGGACGAGGAUCAGAAGCUGGUUGAUUAUAUCAGGAGACAUGGCCAUGGAAGUUGGAGAGCACUCCCCAAACUCGCAGGUCUGAACAGGUGCGGUAAGAGUUGCAGACUAAGGUGGACUAAUUAUCUGAGGCCUGAUAUCAAGAGAGGUAAGUUCUCUGACGAAGAAGAGCGAAUCAUAAUCAAACUUCAUUCAGUACUUGGAAACAAGUGGUCAAGGAUAGCUGUUCAUCUUCCUGGACGGACUGAUAAUGAAAUCAAGAACUUUUGGAACACCCAUGUCAAGAAAAAGUUUUUGCAAAUGGGUCUUGAUCCAAAUACCCACCAGCCAAGAGCUGAUCUCAAUUCAUUGGUGAAUCUUUCUCAGUUACUUUCAACAGCGAACUUCAGCAAUUUGACGAGUCCCUUGGAGGACGCCCUCAGGUUACAGACCGAUGCCACUCGGUUGACCAAAAUCCAACUCUUGCAAAACAUCUUGCAGAUCAUAAAUACAGGUAGUACACUUUCUAGAAAUAUAGAGGGAGCUAGUCACCAGUGGUCUCGUAAUCUUACCCCUACCCCAUUGGAAGGAUUUGUUAAUGGGACAAGCACCCUCUACACUGAGGAUCCCAUCCUGGCGCCAGUGGAAUUUCCUAACCCAGGAGUAACCCCUGGAUCCCACAAUGACUACCAAGCAAUUUCCAACUCAUGGGCAUGCAUUGGUGGUGGAUUCGGAUCAGAAGUUCAUAAUUUCAACAAUAACUGCUCGAGCAGUUCCUACGAUAUUCAAGCAGAACAGCCACUUCCUGCAUUAGUCUCAGUUUCUCCUGAAUGUUCCAGUGUCAAUCAAACGGAAAGCAAAAUGAACCUGCCUUGCAUCUCCACUCACUCAUCUACCUCCAACAUCUUUGAAGCUUGGGGAGAACUUAUGGAUGAUGAAACCAGUGUCUCCUACUGGAAGGAUAUUCUAGGGUAGCCAGUAUUGAUGCCACUGUCACCAAUCUUAUGGUAGAUCACUCUUGUCCCCAUGUACCAGACAAUCAACUUCACACCCAGUAAAUAUUGGUCAAUCCAUGAUCGUCUCUUCUACUUGAGAAAGCUUUUUAUUUUUAUUGUAGUUCUUUUUUCAUUAGUACAGCUUAUUAUCAUGAAGCUACCUCUGUAUACAGACACCUUCAAAGUCUUAUAUACUUAGGAAAUACCUCUUGUAUCAAAACACCUAAUGUACUUUUGUGUCUUGUAAAAUUUUCCCAAUAAGGUGAAUGUUCCAUGUAAUUGAUGUUUUUUCUUA
Messenger RNA from Vitis riparia (riverbank grape), 1359 nucleotides. RefSeq names its product transcription factor MYB41-like. The record is from RefSeq and is a predicted model, not a curated record. NCBI's taxonomy places the organism in Eukaryota, Viridiplantae, Streptophyta, Magnoliopsida, Vitales, Vitaceae. The transcript is spliced from 3 exons. The coding region runs from base 37 to 1044 and encodes 335 amino acids.